AUGGACUAUCUACCGUUUAUAGACAGUACGUUACCACAUGAAGAUGCACAGAAUGCCAUAAAUAUGAGAGUGAAACGAGCGUUGCAAGAAAUAAAUGAGGAAAUACACCCUGAAGUGCAAAAGUUAUUAGACAAUGUUGGAAGACGUAAUAUCGACGAUAAAUUGUACGAGAGUUAUCUAGAAUCUGAAGAUGAGGAUGCUUUUUUAAAAGCGUAUAGAAAGGAGUGUGGUGGAGUUGAUUUAAUGAGAUAUAGUAUGGAUAAUGAACAAGAUGUUGAGAGAUUAGCAAUCAGUGAUUCGUACCUGCGACAUCAAUGCAUUACUUUGGAGAAAUUAAUGUCUCGAACGAUAAUGAAUCAAUGGACAAUGAAUAAUGUAUUUUUACAGAAUUUGAAUGAGCAAGUUGGUAGUAUGGUUACGAAACAAAAGAGAAAGAACGAGGAUUUGAUAAAUUAUAGAAUAAAAUUACAAAAGACGCAAGAGAAAAGUAUUCGUAAAUUAGAGAUGGAAUAUAAUGAUGCAUUGAUAGAUAGAAUAACUUAG
Molecule: messenger RNA, 543 nt
Organism: Kazachstania africana CBS 2517
Lineage: Eukaryota; Fungi; Ascomycota; Saccharomycetes; Saccharomycetales; Saccharomycetaceae
Gene: SNT309
Product: Snt309p
Exons: 1
Coding region: 1-543 (180 amino acids)
Source: RefSeq, a predicted model, not a curated record